This is a messenger RNA of Sitophilus oryzae (rice weevil), 4567 nucleotides long. RefSeq names its product calbindin-32. Gene Ontology annotation, molecular function: calcium ion binding. Gene Ontology annotation, cellular component: cytosol; nucleus; synapse. Lineage: Eukaryota; Metazoa; Arthropoda; Insecta; Coleoptera; Curculionidae. The transcript has 13 exons. The record is from RefSeq and is a predicted model, not a curated record. Gene Ontology annotation, biological process: regulation of presynaptic cytosolic calcium ion concentration; regulation of long-term synaptic potentiation. Bases 82 to 1026 code for a protein of 314 amino acids.
AUUUUGUGCGUUUCAUAGCAACUUUCUACACAAUAAUUAUUUUUGUUGUCAGCUGCCGCCGAAAAUAUAAGACAACUGAAAAUGACUUCCCAAGCAGAACUUCAAAAGAAACUCAAUUUGGAAAGGGCCACCAACUUUAUGAGACAAUACAGAGACCCCAAUUCCAGAGAACUCAAGAAACUCUCCGCUAAUCAGUUUAUGGAAGUUUGGAGCCAUUACGAUAGAGACGGGAAUGGUUACAUAGAAGGUACCGAGUUAGAUGGAUUUCUAAGAGAAUUCGUUUCCAGUGCAAACGCUACUGAUGUUGGACCUGAGGCUGUAUCUGACGACAUGUUAAUAGAACUGAAAGCUUGCUUUAUGGAGGCAUAUGAUGACAAUCAAGAUGGGAAAAUUGAUAUUCGUGAGCUGGCUCAGUUACUGCCCAUGGAGGAAAAUUUCCUGCUGUUGUUUCGUUUCGACAAUCCUUUGGAAUCGAGCGUGGAAUUUAUGAAGAUUUGGAGAGAGUAUGACACGGAUGGGAGCGGUUAUAUAGAGGCUGACGAGUUAAAGAACUUCCUGAGAGAUCUGCUCAAAGAGGCGAAAAAAAUAAACGACGUCUCCGAGGACAAACUCAUUGAAUACACGGACACAAUGUUGCAAGUUUUUGAUGCAAAUAAAGAUGGACGCUUACAGUUAUCGGAAAUGGCAAAGCUACUUCCCGUAAAAGAAAAUUUCUUGUGCAGGCAGGUUUUCAAGGAAGGAUUCGAAGGUGCUACUAAACUAACCAAAGACGACAUUGAAAGGGUUUUUGCACUUUAUGACAGAGAUAACAAUGGAACAAUUGAAAAUGAAGAACUGAGAGGAUUUCUAAAAGACUUAUUAGAACUUGUUAAGAAGGACUACGAUGCUCAAGAUCUUCAAGACUUUGAAGAAACCAUUCUUCGAGGCGUGGACUACAAUCAGGAUGGCAAAAUCAACAAGAAAGAACUGACCAUGAUUCUCCUAGCUAUCGCGAAGCACAAUCAGGAGGAGGAACCAGCGGCAUAAGGGAAACACGAAAACGCAGCGUGACGAAAUAAUUCGUAAUAUUUAAGGUUUUGAAGUUGCCAAUUUAUCGACGUUAUACCAUAGCACAAAUUUUUAACGGUUAAAUUAGUUUUCUAAAUGUAAUGUCGUUUUACUCAAAACGGUGUAACUUCUGAAGCUGCUGCAUCUGUUUUGUUCUAAAAGUUUUUCUUUUCUGAAAAUAAAUUGUUGUUUCUAAACCGUCCUAUAUCGGAGUUCUAAAGUAACAUUAGAUAUAUUGCUAUGAGAAUCCGGGAGAUAUCUUGUAUGGUAUACUUCUUAGAAUAAAUACAAAAAAAAAUCAGGAAUUUAAGAGGACAAGACAAUAUAGUGCGUUUUGUUUAUUAUUUUUUUACAGAAUGACUUUAUACAACAGUUUCAUACAAAACUACUGAAUAAAAGAAUGAUUUAUUUUAUUUUAUUUUUACAUUUCAUUGUAAAACUCCGACUUUUUAGACAGAGACAGUUAUAUGAGGAAUCACUGAGUUGCUGAAUUAUUCUCAGUGGAUUUUUACUUGAAGUUUCAGUGACAAAAUACAGAUUUUUUUUUGUUUCAAACCAACAAUAUUCAAGUAACAACGAAUAUAAUUAUUACUUUUGAUUGUGAGUUUUUUAUGAGUAUAGCAUUCAUCUGGUAGAAUACUCAUUAUAAGUUUUAAUUACACACAUACUCAGUUCAGGUUGUAGUUGUAACUCAUAGGUACUGCCUUUUAUUGAAACUGUAUUAAAUAUUUAUACAAAUUGAAAGUAAGCAAUUGAUAAAAAAGUAAAAACAGCAACAAAAACCAUAUAAAAUUAAUAUUAGGUCUAAUAUAUAAUUUAUAUCUAUCAAACUUGCACUGCUUCAGAAAGUUUCAUUUCAAUUAUAGUGAAUGUUAGAAUUUAAACACCAGUUUGAAACACCAAAUUCGAAAGAAAAUGUAAUGUAAUUAUAAACUGCUACUUGUCCUUAACUUUCUUAGAACAGCCAGCUGCCGGAUUAUUACGCUCAUCGUGUAGUUAAUCAAAAUAUAAUUCUUACACGUCUAUUUAUAGAGGAAUACACUUUUAACAGAGUGCCAAUCAAAAAGUUGCCGCAAACAGAGGUUCUUUUUAAUUUGAACCAGGUCUCUUUGAGAAAAAUGGAUGCCUUCUUUAACCUAACCUGUACUUUCUACCGUGUUUGACUUUGAACCGUGGCAAGCCUAUUUGUAACAACAAAUCUGUUUGACAACUUUUUGAUUGGCACUCUGUUAAAAGUGUAUUCCCCUAUAAAUAUAUGUGUAAAAAUUAUGUUUUGAUUAUUGAUAUUGAACUACUUGAUGAGCGUAAUAAUCCUGCAGCCGGAUCCUGUAUUAUCUAUUGUAUGUUUAUGUUACGUAGGUAAAAUCGUAAUAUUAAGAUCCGGUAAAAUCAUUAGCUUAUCGAUUUCAAUCAAGAAACUUAAAAAGCUUUAAGUGAAUGAAUUAAUAUAUUAUAACGUAGUUAUCCAUUUUGAAAGAGUAGGCUUUUGUAGAGCUUUAUAAAAGCAGCAAAAGGAGUAAAAUGGAACGCUGUCAAUAAGCUAAGAUAUACAGAAAAGAUAAAAUAAUAGUUAAUACCUACCGAGAAGGAAAGUGUUUUAUUACUAUCUUGGUUAACUAAUUAUUAUAUCUCUAUAUAAGUAACGAAAACAUUCGUCUGACGUUCGUAUAGGUACUAUUUUAUUUACAACCACACCAUUAAUCGAAAACUACAUACAUUUUUUUAUUUACAUACAAUAUUUUAUUUUAAUUAAAAAUAGAAAAUUGAAUAAUUUAAAUUUUAUUUAAAAAAUGUAGUAAAUGCUAAAAAUGUUCUUUUAUGGUUGAGGUGCCAUCAAAACCAGUAUCAUAUAAUUUGAUACUUUGAUUGAUUAAUAAACUUUUGACAAUUUUGAAUUUCUAAUUCCUUCGAAUUCUUGUAACAUAGAAAGGCAAAAUGUUGUUAGAAAGUGACAAUAACCAAGAUUUUUAUAUUGGUACCGUACUAUAAUUUGAAGAAUCUGCAGCUUCUUUAAGUAAUGGCCUGUAAUGGUAAGGCACAUAAAUAAGAGAAAUAAAAGAGAGAAGUAAAGGUUGAUAGUGUGACACAAAAUUUUAAAGUUAUGUUAACAUUAUAAAGGGUGUGAAAAAAAUAGUGUAUCUAACUUCGGUAAGUGAUUCUGCAGAUAGAUAUAAAACAAAAAGUUCCUUUUAACAUAUGCCCUAAAAUUGUCCCCGAAGAUGUUACAAAGGUUAUAAAUAAAAAUAAUAUAUUUUGUUUAUUUUUAAGAACAUUUUUAUACCGUUUCUCCUGAAAUUUGGUACUCCUACUCACAUUUUAAUUAUUAAACUUCCGUAACACCCCUCAAAAAGGGUACUUUCCAUUAGGGUACUACUGGUGGUACCUCUUUUAUCCUUGUAGGUACAGUAAUUUCAACAUAAUAUGCCAUUAAUAGCUAGACCUUUUUUACGUAAAUAAGUGCUCUGUAUUUAAUUUGAAACGGUGAACGAUUUUCAAGAUAUUUGCGUUUAAAGGUUACGAUGCAUCGAUUUUAGUAUUGUAGAGAAAUGUUAAAGUAUAAAGAAAUUUUAAAUAAAUUAACCUUCUGAUUUCGCUAAUGCUUUAGCGAAUCAAUCCGACGUAUCAAUUUUAAUUGAUACGUCGGAACGUUUAAACGCAAAUAUCUUGAAAACCGUUUACCGUUUCGAACUAAACGACGAGCACUUUAUUUACAUAAAAAAGUCGUAGUAUUAAGUCUUAUUUGUUGAAAUUACUGUAUCUAUAAGGAUAAUAGAGGUACCACCAAUUUUUCAUUGUAUUUUUAUUGUACACUAUCGCCAUUCGAUUUCGUAUUAAAAUGUGUGUAAGACUACCAAAUUUCAAGAAAAAUAAUUUACCAUGUUCUUAAAAAUAAACAAAAUAUAUUAUUUUUAACUAAAAACUAAAUUUUGUAUUAUUUUUAUGUACCAUUUCGAAGACUCUAACUUCAAGAAGCAUUUUAGGGUAUAUGUUUAUUGGAAAUUUGUGUUUUAUUUUUAUCUCUAGAAUCACCAACCGAAGUUAGACACACUAAUUUUUUGACACCCUGUAUAAUAAUAUCACCGAGAAUAUCACCAUAUAAUAUGGUUGUAAAUAAAAUAUUUUUUAGUUUUAUUUCCAUCGUAAAACAAUGUAAUUAUAAACUGCAGGCAAUUAAUAUUAAAUAAGAUCUUAGUUACUGUGAACUGUUAACAUAUGAUUGAUGUUGUACUAUAUUUUCUACUGUUUCUUAUACAAAUAAAUGCUAGUGUGUCGUUUAGUAUAUUUAUAAGUAUGUAUUAAAUUAAUUUAUAAUAAUUAUAUCAUAAAUCAGAAUAUGAUUAACGUUAACAUAUUAUUUAAACAUUUUUUAAGAUAUGUAAUGUUAAUUUCUGAUACAUUUAAAAUCGUAUACUUAAUGGUUGUUCGUAUAUUUUUAAGAAUAUUUAUUUAUACCGUGUGGUGCAUCGGAACACAAACAUAGGAAAUCUCAUGUAAAUUUUGAAAAGUUAAAAUAUUAUCU